Messenger RNA from Episyrphus balteatus (marmalade hoverfly), 1407 nucleotides. RefSeq names its product hemicentin-2-like. Gene Ontology annotation, cellular component: neuron projection membrane. Lineage: Eukaryota; Metazoa; Arthropoda; Insecta; Diptera; Syrphidae. Gene Ontology annotation, biological process: synapse organization. The record is from RefSeq and is a predicted model, not a curated record.
UUGUUAACUUUGUAAUUUGCUUUGUAAAUUGUAAUUUUGCUUAAAGAGAUUCAUUCUAAUUAAAACCUUUGUCAAAGAUAAAUCGUCUUGUUUCAUUUAUUAAGUUCAAUCAAAUUUGGAAUCGAACAUUUGGUUCGAUAUGUGAUAUUCAACAAUUAAGACUGUGAUAUAAAUGUUCACUGUCGUGCUGCUAUAUCUAUUUUUUGGAGUUCCUGUUUUUUUGUUCCUGAAUUCGUGCUUGUGUCCAGCGAAUUUGUUCAGCGGAGUUCCUGUUUGCCCAGCAGAAACAAUAAUUGCAAAUCAAUAAAAAAGCGAUUGAUUGUGAAUUCGAGAAACUGCUGUUGGAGUUAGCCGUACACUGUCCAGUUAUUCAUCGCCGUUAUUGAGUGCCGUUGUUGAGUGCCGUUAUCCAAGUACAGUUGUCCAUAGCAGUUAUCCAUUGCUGUUUUCCAGAACCGUUGUCAAUAACUGUCGUCCGUAUCAUAUUUUUGGAAUCGCCUGUUGCAGUUAAAUAUUAUACAUACGUUUUGUUGAGAGUUUUGCGGAGUCCCAGAUACCUGAAAACGAAAUUCUGAUUAAUCAAGGAAAUCAAAGAAAAAAAUGUGUUCUUCUAUCAACUAUUCCCUAGUGGUUUUGACUUUUGUGUACCUUUCUACCGAUGGUAAUCAGUUUGAAAUAUACAGCUAUGACGAUAUUCUUACAACUCCCAUAUUUACAAAUAAUGAAAGGCACUCCAAGAUUUCAGGAUUUUUUGAUCUUAAUUUUUCUCACAAUAUCACAACGAUAGCUGGCCAGACAGCGUUUCUUAAUUGUAGGGUGCGUAAUAUCGGAAGAAAAACAGUUUCAUGGGUACGCCAUGCAGAUAUAAAUUUAUUAACUGUUGGAAAAUAUACAUAUUCUUCAGAUGAGAGAUUUGUUCCUUUGCAAAACGACGAAACAGGGGAUCAGACUUUGCAGAUAAAAUAUACAGUCCCAAAGGACUCCGGAGCAUAUGAGUGUCAAGUUUCAACAGCUCCACCUGUUGGCCUCGUUAUCUAUUUAUCAGUUGUUGAAAAUAAACUAUGAUUCUCCACGGGGCGGUGUUUCUGUAAUAACGGAAAAAGGAGAAACAACUACAUCAUACUUAUUAGUGCAGAGAGCUAGGCCCGGAGAUUCUGGGAAAUAUUGUUGCAUUCCGUCUAAUGCUAAUACUUACUCAGUUAAUGUUCACAUAUUAAAUGGAGAAAAUCCAGCUGCAAUGCAACAUACUAGUGAUAAAGGGUCCAUUGCAAUGAUCUCGAGAACUGCAGUUAUCCUUCCACUGUUUUUUACGAUACAUAUGUUAAUUUAAAAUGUAAAAAAUUUUAAGUUUGUUUACUAAAAAUUUGCACUCCUCUAAUUCAUUAAAAGUGUUCUGACGGAAAAAUA